Salvia splendens (bonfire salvia) is the source of this 1365-nucleotide messenger RNA. Its product is annotated as protein JINGUBANG. The transcript has a single exon. Lineage: Eukaryota; Viridiplantae; Streptophyta; Magnoliopsida; Lamiales; Lamiaceae. The record is from RefSeq and is a predicted model, not a curated record. Gene Ontology annotation, molecular function: protein binding. Bases 26 to 1264 code for a protein of 412 amino acids.
CCCUCUCCGCCGGCAGCAUACAAAAAUGAAGGUCCGAUCUUGGCUAUCAACAUGCUCCUCCGCCACCUGCAUCGCCACCUCCGCCGACUCCUCCGCCUCCCCAUCCCCAGCUCCUCCACCAAAAUCCCUAUUUUCCGACGCCAGCAGCAGCUACUCCGACUCCCAAACCAACUCCACCAACAGCAGCAGCAGCAUUCAAUCCAAUCUCUCUCUCCUCACCAUCCCCUCUCUCCCUUCCCUCCAAAAGCUCACUCUCUCCCCUCUCAACCCCUCCGCCGUCCUCCUCACCUCCCUCUCCCCCACCCGCCGCGGCCAAGUCCACUUCCUCGCCCUCCACAACCACCUCCUCUACGCCGCCUCCGCCGACCAAAUCCACGUCUACGAAACCAUUACCAACACUCUCCUCGACACCUUCUCCGCCGCCGGAGCCUCCGGCGCCGUAAAAUCAAUAACCUUCGGCCGCGGCAGAAUCCUCACCGCACACCAGGACUGCAAAAUCCGCGUCUGGAAAUUCACCGAUCGGAAAAAGCACAAACUCGUCACGACUCUCCCCACGCUCGAGGAUCGCCUCCGCCGCUCCAUCCUCCCCCAAAACUACGUCAAAAUCCGCCGCCACAACCACCGUCUCUGGAUCCAGCACCACGACGCCGUAUCCGGCCUCGCCGCCGCCGAAAAUCUAAUUUUCUCAAUCUCAUGGGACCGGAGCCUCAAAAUAUGGAACUCUGAGAAUCUACACUGCCUCCAAUCGAUCAACAAAGCGCACGACGACGCGAUCAACGCCGUGGCGGUGUCCAGCGACGGAUUGAUCUACACCGGCUCGGCCGAUCGGAAAAUCAAGGUGUGGAGCAGAGAGGAGAAGAAAUUCGCGGCGAUCGCGACGCUGGAGAAGCAUAAAUCGGCGGUUAACGCGCUGGCCCUGAGCGGGGACGGUUCGGUUUUAUUUUCCGGUUCGUGCGACCGGUCUAUUCUGGUUUGGGAGAGGGAGGACAGCGCCGGGCACAUGGCGGUGGCCGGGAGGUUGAGGGGUCAUGCAAAGGCGAUCUUGUGUUUAAUCAACGUCCGAGAUUUGCUCAUGAGUGGAUCGGCUGAUCGGACGGUCAGGAUUUGGCAGCGCGGAUUUGAUGGGAGAUUCUGCUGUUUGGCGGUUUUGGAUGGGCACCGGUGGCCCGUGAGGUCGAUUGCUGCGGCGGAGUGCGGCGGCGGUGUCAGAGUUUUUAGUGGUAGUUUUGAUGGGGAGAUUAGAGUGUGGGAACUUGGUUUUUGAAUUUUCAUACAACUCUAAUUUGAUUUUCAUUUAAAACUCUGGAAAUGUGUAUUAUUUUUUUUGUAUAGGUUUUUUAGUUGGAUUUUAUUAGAGUAACAUUG